ACCAUAGGCGAUGAUCAAGACAAAGAAGCACUUCUUCCUCUUAGUGUACGUCCUCGCAAUGAGAAUCCUUCAACUCUUGUCUCUACAUCUGAUGACCCUUCUUCGGAAGGCAUCUUUGAUGGUUUGGUGGCCCAAGGGCCAACCAAUGAUCCCAUUCCAAUGGCCCAAAUUAUGGUCGUUGCACCCUUGGCCUCCUUUACCAUUCCAAAUGAGAUGGAGAUAGAGCCACCAAGUACGGAAGUGGUUGUUGAUGCUAUAGAAGUCCAACCAAUGCUUCCUAUCGUCCUAGCAGGCCCUUAG
Messenger RNA from Ilex paraguariensis (yerba mate), 300 nucleotides. The record is from the annotation of a GenBank genome assembly. Lineage: Eukaryota; Viridiplantae; Streptophyta; Magnoliopsida; Aquifoliales; Aquifoliaceae.